AUGCAACAUCGGGAGGAGGCACAAAUGGGCGAAGAUGUUGAGACUAUCCUUGCCAAUCAGCUAGCCGCUACUCCAGUUCAGCAGCAUAUCCCGCAAACGUUCCGUGGACCGUUCAUCAGUCGGGAAAACGAGUACAGGAUCGCCUACGACAAACACUACACGGGUGGACAGAACAUACAUCCUCACUUCCUUUCGAAGCACUACAAGGAACUGAUGUUCUCCUACUACGAUGACGACUUUGCGCGAGACUACUACGUUCAAGAUUACACCAUAACGGCUGAUACAUGUAUGUUUUUUGGUACGACUAAUGUUGUAGAGGAGGCACCCCUUACUUUAUUCAGUUUGGAUGAGGCGCGCGGAUCUGUCAACGAAGUUGUGGAGAAAAUUGCGCUGGGAGGUCCAUCCUCUACUGGUUGCCUUUCGGAAAUCUCUGCAAACGUUUGUGGUGAGCGUUCAACUUAG
This is a messenger RNA of Cooperia oncophora, 462 nucleotides long. The record is from the annotation of a GenBank genome assembly. Lineage: Eukaryota; Metazoa; Nematoda; Chromadorea; Rhabditida; Trichostrongylidae.